Cladophialophora immunda is the source of this 1607-nucleotide messenger RNA. RefSeq lists its product as uncharacterized. Gene Ontology annotation, biological process: GPI anchor biosynthetic process. The record is from RefSeq and is a predicted model, not a curated record. Bases 1 to 819 code for a protein of 272 amino acids. The transcript has 2 exons. Lineage: Eukaryota; Fungi; Ascomycota; Eurotiomycetes; Chaetothyriales; Herpotrichiellaceae. Gene Ontology annotation, molecular function: mannosyltransferase activity. Gene Ontology annotation, cellular component: mannosyltransferase complex; endoplasmic reticulum membrane.
AUGCGGAAGUUUUAUCAAAUGCCCCUUCACCACCUGCACUCUGACAUCCUGGGUAUCUACAUACCGCCAUCAUCCCUUUACAACUAUUUCUUCAAGUCAAUGGCAUAUCAACUCCUCUUUCUCUGGUUAUUAUGGCCUUACUGUGCCUUCGCCAAUGUCGAGAAGGUCAUUUUCCUUGCUCCCGCCGCGGACAAUCUACCCCAAGAUGCGAGUAUCGACAAUCUGUUUCUGACACGUCUCUCUGAACAACACCCAAGUGUCAGAACCCACAUCAAUGCGAGCUUCCCGACGACAAACUCCCCUAAGGGGACCGAGAGUUGGUUCUUACUCGAGGGCCUUCGGCCCGGAGGACGGUAUGAGCUUCGAAUUUGUUGGCUGGCGACUCAACCGACGUCCUUCUGGCUCUACACGCACUCGCUGGAUCAUGCCUUUGCGACACCCGACCUUUUGACAUCAUUGAGUGCCUACGCUUAUGCCCGCCACGCACAGCUUGGCUCUGAAGAUAGUCAAAGGCUCCUGCUCCGGAAGGCAAAGGCUGAUACCAGCCAUAUCGGGUCGACGUUCCUGUUCCUCCAGGUGUUCGCUGCGGCAGACUAUUUUAGCUUAAACCAGACACUCAUGGAGGUCGUGCCUCCGGUCGCCGUGGACGUAAUUCUAGACCCAUAUCUUUUCAACAUCUUGCCAAGGUCACUUGCUCCAACGGGACUAUAUCUCCUCGUGAUUGCAGUGGGGGCGUGGUUUCUCUCCGCCUGGGUUGCAAGGCUCAUGGCCCGCUCUGUGACACAGCAGAUUCAAUUCAAAGCAGACAAAACUGACUAAUGGUGCUCAUGACCUGACCAUCGAGAAAGGAUCCUGCAGCUGAUCGAACUCCGUCAUCAACGAGAAGAGAGGAAACUCUUCAGUGUACGACGGAAGACUCGGUAUCCCGGAUCCAUCCGGUGAGAGAUAAUCUGCCUCUGGCAUCUGACCGAAAUCUGUGCGCGGCAAAGGUGGGAUAGGAUCAGCAGAUUCCUCGCCAUUGUACGCCAAUACUCCGGAGGUGGUCAACACGGGGCCGCGGCUCUCAGCCGGCAUGUCGAACCGUAGCUGCCACGGCGGCGCGGAAUCCCCGGACUCCUCUGUGGCAUCGAACAGAGCCGUUGUGCUGUUGUGAUUGGGAGCGACUUCUGGGGCUGAAAUCUGACUGGGAGUUUGAUUGCCGCUGGUCGCUUUGCUCGAGCCUGCACCGUUUGUCUUGUUGAUAGGAUCACCAAAGAUGUUGUGGAUGUCCUGUCUUCGCCUCUGCAUUUGCAUUUGGUCUCGCCGUCGAAUAUGCUCAAUCGCGGCGAGGCGCAGGUAGCUGGUUAUCUCAUAGUGUCGACGAGCUGACAUGUCAUCCUUUGCCAUGAUGGUCAAGAUAGCCUCCGCUUGGGUAAUGCUGCUGAGCAACGGAAACGACUUGUCAAAGUCACCGAAAAUGGCAAAUCCGAUCACCAUGGCUGAUAUGAAGGUGCUGUUAGUGAUCAUGAACAGGCGCUUGGGUACUCCCGGGGUGUGAACAAUGUCAGUCGCAAUUUCAAUGCUCCUCAGCGCAGCGUCAAUACAAGCUUCGCUUAGAGUCAUUGUGA